CCAGGUCGUCGAGGUGUAGAGACUUUAGUGUUUACUUGACGUUCCCACAGUGUACGUUCCUCGCUCUCUCACUCUCAUACCUCUCGGUAUCCUCUGCUACGGGAACAGACUCCCUGGUUAUCGUUGGGAAAUUUGCAAACACAUCACGGAUCGUGGAAAUAAGGCCAGCUCUGCGGAUCUGUGGCACAAUAAUACUUUUAUCUGACAUCUGAAACAGGAGGCUCCAUUUGUUAUUUAUAACCCAGUCAUGGGAAGCACAGAGGAAAUAACAAAAAUGAGGUCUGUGAAGAAGAAAUUGGAUAUGGAGGGUGAAGAAUCUGAUUCUUCAAAGUCAAAGGGAACAUCAGGUGAUGCAAGUCCAGACCCCUUGGAACAUGGAAUUGAUGAUGACUUGAAGCCACUAGCAGAAGGAGAGGCCAAGAACUCAAAAACCAAGAGACAAGUCUCCUGAGGGAAUAGAUGUUCAAGGUGCUCGCUUUCGAAAUGAUAGUGAGAGCUCAUCGGAAAGUGGCAAAUCUCCAAGUUCAGAGCGCAUGAAAAGGCAACGGACUGUAAGUGGCUCGUCCCCAGUUCAAAACUUCAUCUUCCCGGGCGUUGCAGCAUCUCCUCCUAAAUUCAUGUCCUUAGAGGAAGUCAUGAAAGCAGCAAAGGGAGUUAGCAACAUGGUACUUGCACAUGAGAUUGCUGUAGACAAGAAUUUCAAGCUGGAGAAGUUUGAACCUCCAGAUAACAGUGUUGAGAAGCAGGUUCGUGAUGUGAUGCACAAGGCCUUCUGGGACCAGUUAGCAGAGCAGCUAUCCCAGGAACCUCCAUCCUAUGAACAGGCUUUGAUAUUGCUCCAGGAAGUCCGGGAUAACCUUUUAGACAUCACCCUUCCUCACCACACUCGUUUGCGACAGGAAAUAUCAGACACCUUGGAUGUUGAUUUAAUCAAACAGCAGGCAGAGCACGGUGUAUUAGAUUUUAGUCAGUACUCACAGUAUGUACUUUCCAUUAUGGCUCGUCUCUGUGCUCCUGUCCGGGAUGAAACUAUUCGUAAUCUUAUGAGAGAAACAGAAAUUGUUACAGUGUUCCGUGGUGUGAUGGAGACCUUAGACUUAAUGCGUCUUGAUAUGGCAAACUUCACUAUACAGCAAAUCAGGCCUCACAUCAUUGCACAGAGUGUAACUUAUGAGAAGAAGAAAUUUGCUGAGUUCCUCAAGACACAAAAUGAUGGCCUGGAGUUGACGAGAGAUUGGCUUAUAAACCAUGUUAGAGAAGAUGACAUUGAAGGGGCAGAUGAACUUUCGAUGAGAGGAAUAGUAGGAUCGGUCAUCAGUCGAGCUUACUUGGAACUCCUGUCAUGGUCGGAUGAGAAGCUGUUACCAGAGACUGUGGUAAUGGAUGGAGGCAGAAUCUUCGAGCUUCGUGACCGCCUCAGCCAAGUUUGCAUCCUGGGUUCAGUGUUGCUGGUCACCAUGUCCUCAGUGGGACCCAUGAUCAGUCAAGCAGAUGCUUUCAAGCUCAAACUAAAACGAAAUCUCUGCAUCAUUCUCGAUCCAGCUCUGUCAGAUAGCGAGACCAUGGCACUGAUGGAAAAUAUUGCUGAACAAGUGGUGAAGGAGGUUGAGGAUCACCUGAGUGAAAACGAGAAGCCACCUCUUCCGGCAUCAGCAAAGGUUGCUCUAAAGUCACAAGUCCUCGAGAUUAAGAGCCCAGACCAUCGCAUUAGAGCUCUCAUAAUGAAGAGAGCAAUGGAGUUCAUUGGCACCCUGCUGAGUUCCACCACAGCCCGCCCAGUGCAGAUGCCCCCUGGACUCUCAACUCUGCAAGAAGAGCUAGCAAACAUCUGUGGCACUUUGCUCCGUCUUGUCACACACAACAGAAAUGUCUUUGGGGAAUAUUAUUCAGAUAUCAUAACCAACCACAUAAAGGCUAAGAAAGAAUAUGUUCAGUCACAUAGUUCUGUGAUUGAAAUUAAUGAUUGAAUUUGUGUGAAAGGGAAAAAUUUGUGAGGUAAACAUGAAUGUACAGUUAUAUAUUAUAUGUACAUAUACAUUAGAUAAAUUCAUUUCAUGAUAACAAACAUUAGUGAUAAAAGUAAAAUGUGCAUCUUAAACAUAUGCUGCAUAAAAAUGAAUCUCAGAUCAGGUUAACAAUCAAUUUCCAAAAUAUACAAACAAGAACACAGUUGAAGUAUGAAAUGUACUCAUCCAUUGAUUAAUGUAACAGACUUCAUCAUAAUUGACAAUGCAUUGUAAUAGAAAUAUGUUCAUUUUAGAUGUAGUUUUUAGACGAAAUUGUUUAAGUAAAUGUAAAACAAAAAAAUGAAAAUUAAACAAGGCACUCAAGAAACUAAGCAAAAACAAUUGCACAAAAGAUGUAAAAGACACUUUCAGGAUACAUAACUUUGAAAUUAUCACAGACCCUGAAAUUGAAGUGAGUGACAACAGUUUUACCUUUUAUUACAUAUUACUUUUCAAUGCUUCUAAGUCCAUUUGUAGGCAUCCAAGGUGCAAUUUUUUUAUUGCUUUGGUGCCAGAUGGAAUAUGAAUUUCCAACAGCUGUCUGUAAGAGUCAUGCUAUGUGUUGAAGAACGAUGGUCCAAACCUACUGAACUAGAACAAAAUUGGUUCAAACCUACUGAACUAGAACAAAAUUGGUUAUGUUGUUUUAUUCUGCUGUAGUGUAUGAAGCAUUGUGCCAAGAUAGGAAGAGGAAAAUGUGCUAUAUGUGACAGGCUGAAUAGAAAAUUCUGUAAAUAUACAAAUAUUAAAAGAUAUAUAUAAAAGAAAAGAAAAAAAAGUUAGUCCAAUCCAAACUGCUAGAAACAGGAACACCCCAGUGCAAUGAAAUAAAGGUGUAGAGUCUAGAUCGGAAGAGAAGGAUAUCUAAAGGUUUAUACCAUAUAUUAUGGGAAAAUGAAAUUAUACAGAAAAUGAGACAAAAUUGAUUAAUACAAGAACCAAUCGGUGAAUUUUCUGACUUGAUAGAAUAGGAAAAAAUGUGUAUGGUGUACUUAUGUACCUCUGUAUUAUUCUUACCAUUUAAUGUUGUCAUUAAUUAGGAUGGUGCAUUUCUGUUCAGCAGUCACAAAUGGAUGUAAGAAUAUCUCUGCUGGUAUUGAGUGGGAUGCUUUGCUUCUUCAUUCCAUUGGAUAUAAAAUAAAAGGUAAAAAUUGAGGAAUGCUUAUUUAGGGCCUUUGACAGACUAUAUACUCAUUCCUGUUUUUUUUUUUAAAUUAUUAUUUUAGGUUUACAUUUGAUGUGAGGUAAAAUUUGAAAUCUUAUUUACGAUAUUCUGUAUUGUGUGUAUUGGAUAGCUUCUUGGAUUGUUUGUAUUAGUGAGAAUGAGGAUUUGGUGUAAUCUUAAGGAUAAGCAAGUUGUUGUACAGUAUUUUUAUAAUAUAGAUUCAUGUAUGCCCAUAUCUGGCCGGAGAUGGAGCAGACAUUAAUGCAAUAUUUUUAAGGUGGUUAAGCCUUGCAUAAUUUCAUUUUUUAGUAACAGUGUACUAACAUAGUAUGUCUUUCAUAUUUAGUUUCUCUUAUCUUCUAAAAAAAUACAAAUGUGAUAUUGUUAGUGAGGUGUCCACCCUAAAAAGAAAAUUGACCACAUUCUGUAUUAUGUUUAUGGUGGACUGGCUGUAUGGAUGAUGUGUAGAGUAAACUUGGGUGUUGUGGUUUAUUAUGUAUAACAUGUCAACAGGUCUGCAAUCUCAUG
Messenger RNA from Penaeus monodon (black tiger shrimp), 3699 nucleotides. Its product is annotated as T-complex protein 11-like protein 1. The record is from RefSeq and is a predicted model, not a curated record. Lineage: Eukaryota; Metazoa; Arthropoda; Malacostraca; Decapoda; Penaeidae. Gene Ontology annotation, biological process: signal transduction.